This is a messenger RNA of Trachymyrmex cornetzi, 4035 nucleotides long. It is a transcript of the gene pasilla, whose product is annotated as RNA-binding protein Nova-1-like protein passilla. The coding region runs from base 1428 to 2972 and encodes 514 amino acids. The record is from RefSeq and is a predicted model, not a curated record. Gene Ontology annotation, molecular function: RNA binding. The transcript is spliced from 5 exons. NCBI's taxonomy places the organism in Eukaryota, Metazoa, Arthropoda, Insecta, Hymenoptera, Formicidae.
AUGUUAUAUCCCCCGUGGCGGCAGCAGCACAGCUAACAGCUUACGUAACGUAUAGUUGUAGUGCGCGCACCAUUCGCCGCAGUUCCGUCAGUUCCGCCAGUUCUGUGGAACUUCGAAGGGUUCCGGAAACAUUCGUCCGAUCCGAUUCGAUCAGUCAAUCGGUCGAAUUUUUCACGGGUUGGCAAAGAAAAACACGGACAAGAACAGGGUUCUCUGCGACUAUACAUAUAUAUUUGGUUUACUCCAGUUUACUCCGCCACUGCUGAACUGUGUUGAACGGAGCCACGCUGGAGCUGCUUGGCUGAGGACUGACGACGAAAGAGAGAGAGAGAGAGAGAGAGAGAGAGAGAGAGAGAGAGAGAGAGAGAGCGAGCGAGAGAGAGAGAGCGAGCGAGCGAGCAAGUGCGCGCGCACGAAAGGGAAGGAAGGGAAAGGAAGAGAGACGGAGGCGGAGUAUAUAGUCGUAGGUGAAACGUAGUCAAACGCAAGUUAGACGGAGACGCAGCGAACCUAGAGAAGAGGUGUAUAUCAGUGUACGUGUGCUGUGCGAGGGUAGCGCGAGUAUCAACCAGCUGGUUGGCAAGGCAAGGGAGGCCAGUCAGCCAGUCGUCAGUGAGACGCAGUGCGACGCAGUGAGACGCGAGCGCGGGUGUGUUAUUUGUUCGUGCGCGCUCACGUAUCCUAGUAUUCCUAGUGCGGAUUUCUCCUGCACUUGUGUGUGCGCGCCUGCCGCUUACUAUUGUCUGCUUUUCCUCCUUGGUUCCGUCGUCAUCACUGCACGUAUAUAACGUACAUUCAUUCAUUCAUUCAUUCAUUCGUUCGUCCGUUCGUUCGUUCGCUCGUUCGCUCGUCCGUCUGAAAGUGUGUAACGUCUGAAAGUGCCUAUCUGAUCUGCUCGCGCCUGGCACCUCAUUCUCGGCAAUUCUCGGACACGACUCUUGCCCUCAUAAAGCGAACAUCGUCUGCUCUGCCGCCUCCAGCUCCAGCUCCAGUUCCAGCCGCAGCGCAUCGCUCCACACACCGCUCCACCACUAAUCGUUCGUCCCGUUCGCGCGCGCUCCUUCGUACUAUUUUUCCUCUUUCUCUAAUUCUCUUUCCUCGCCUUUCUAGCGAGUUGCCGAGUUCCCCUUCUCUAAUCAGGAGGAGGCAAGAAGAGAGAGGGUGCGCGUCGCGUCGCGUCCCGUGUGUGGUGUACACGGUGUACAGAGUGUACACUGUACAUCACAUCCCGCCUCGAUUGUGUGUACCGUACCGUUGGUGGCUGGUGGCUGGUGGCUGGUGCGCGCCGUUUAUUCCGUAACGUAAUCUCUCCGUGGCCCCGUGCGUGUAAACUCGCGCGCGCGCGCGCGCGCGUACAGGUGUUAGUGUGUGUGCGCGUGUGGGUCUGGGCUGGGGGGGGGUUACGUGCGUGCAACGAGCGAACCAAGAUGGCCGCUGAUUCAGGAAUGGAGACGUGUCCCUCCCCGGAGAUUGCGGACUCCAGAAAGCGGCCGCUCGACUGCGACGCGGAGAACGGCGCGACCAAGAGAUCACACUACGGAUCAGGUGGAGAUGGAACGUAUCAUCUCAAAGUGUUGGUUCCCGGUGUGGCAGCCGGGGCCAUUAUCGGCAAAGGUGGAGACACGAUUGCUCAACUUCAAAAGGAUACAGGGGCAAGAGUGAAGAUGUCUAAAUCGCACGAUUUUUAUCCGGGAACUACUGAGAGAGUAUGCCUUAUCACAGGCACCGUAGAUGCUAUUAUGGAGGUCAUGGAGUUCAUCAUGGACAAAAUACGCGAGAAGCCUGAUCUUACUUCGAAAACUACGGUUGACUUCGACUCUGGUAAAGCCACCGCGGAGAGGGACAAGCAGGUUAAAAUUUUAGUGCCUAAUAGCACUGCAGGGAUGAUAAUAGGAAAAGCUGGGAAUUACAUUAAACAAAUUAAAGAAGAAUCUGGCUCGUAUGUUCAAAUCAGUCAGAAGGCUAAGGACUUGUCCCUUCAGGAGCGAUGUAUAACGGUGAUUGGUGAGAAAGAAAAUAAUCAUAGGGCGUUACAUAUGAUCUUAGCGAAAGUGGCGGAUGAUCCGCAAAGCGGUACCUGCCUUAACGUCAGUUACGCGGACGUAAGUGGUCCUGUUGCCAAUUACAAUCCUACAGGCAGCCCGUAUGCUCAAGCUCCCACAAGCACUCCUACGUAUACAUCUACAGCUGGUCUAAAUACAGUGAGUCUCUUAAAUGGCGCUGGUUUGAGUCUUAAUCUAAAUCUGGGCGCGGCUAUCACCGCUGGCACGGCGCCGGUGACAACGCAGCUGUUGGAACACAUAAAAUUGAAUCUACGUACGACAGGUUUCUCCGAGCCUGCUGCAACGGAGAUACUUGCUGCGAUCGCGACCCUCGCUAAGUACAAUAUCCUCGGGAUGGGGAUCGGGAUGCCGUCGAGUAUGAGCUAUUUGGGUAAUCCGAUGGACAGUACGACAACUGCUAACGGCUCGAACAACAACGGCGGUGUGUUCGGACCGAUCGGGACCGUUCCUGCGCUCGGGUCUACCUCGCCGACUCCGCGCAACACCCUCGAUCGGUACGAGCCGUUUGAUCCAUUCCGACAGAACAACACCGCCGCCAGUGCGAUACACCUGAACAACAAUUCAUUCGGCCUGGGCACUAACCAGUUAUCACUUGUAAGUAAGAGUCCUACACAGGUAGACGCCAACAACAAGGAGACCAAGAAAGUAGACAUAGAAAUUGCAGAGGUUAUAGUGGGAGCUAUUCUGGGACCCGGUGGUCGUGCCCUCAUUGAGAUUCAGCACUUAAGUGGCGCCAACAUACAAAUCUCUAAGAAGGGCAUGUUCGCCCCUGGUACCAGGAACCGCAUAGUGACUAUCACGGGUUAUCCCAAUGCAAUCAACACUGCUCAGUACUUGAUCGAGCAGAGGAUCAGUGAAGAGGAGGCAAAACGAGCGCGUCAGAAUGCCAUCGCCAGUAUGAUCCAUUGAUUUCAAGUAUAGCACUCCUCUUGUUCAUCGCCAUUAUUGAGCUCCGUUGUUCACCUCUUCAUAUCUUGAGAAAGGAGAACACGCCCGGCCACGACGGUUUUCUUCUUUCUUCUACUUUUGACACACAAACACACAUUCACUCACUCACACACACAUACACACACACACACACACACACACACACACACACACACACACACAACAUCGUCCAUCGCCAAUUUACCGCCCAUUGUCAUCUAUCGCGCUGCGUUGUCACUAUAGCGCUUGCAUUGUCACAUCAUUUACGUUUAUACAUCCAUCAUGGCUCGUCAACAUUUAUCUAUUUUUUAAGAUAAUUAUGAUAUAUAUAUAUAUAUAUAUAUACAUAUAUAUAUAUACACACAUAUGAAUAUUAUAUAUGUUGUACAAUAUAUAACUACUACGAUUGUUCUGUGAUACACACCUUACGGGGCUUUAUCACACACGACACACGCAUACUGCAUCAGAGUUGCCACAAGUAACUAAUUGUUAUUGUCUAUAGCGUAUUACCGUUGAGGUAAUCCACUAUAUUAUUGUUAUCGGAUUCGGAAUAUAUGAUAUGACAUCUCUUUUAGCCACGCGUUCACAUCAUACUGACUACUACACGACACCCGGCUUCUUCUCAGACAAACCUUUGUCUAGAUAAUCACAUCCCCAGUUUUUAUGAAUCCAACGUUAUGCAUUCACCGUAAUUGAAAGAUUCACCUCAUAUAGAACUUAACGUUAAAAAAUGGCACUGUAAAUCUGAAUCAAUCAUCAAUUGGUCAACUCAAAUGUUGAAACAGGGAUUCCAUGAUCAACAUUCUCUGCAUUGUCUUUCGAAAUAGGAAAUAUUUAGACUAAUAGAUUUUUCUCGCUUUUUUGCAAAAUAUAUUAUUCACUUCGAUCAUACCAAAUACAGAGUAAUAUCUUGGCAAAACCAAAGAGUUUAUAGAUACAAGAUGUUUUACAAGGAAAGGGUUACGAGCUUUUAAGACUUAAAAUUUUAGGCCUUAGAAAUUUGUAAACCUUUCCCAAAACAUCUCAUAUAAUGCAAAAAUACCUU